AUGGCUUCCCUGCCGCUGCCUGGAGGCCCGGCCAUUCCUCAUGGGGGGCCUAACGGACCUCAGGUGGCGGGAGUGGGCCACCCCCGAUUUACUGAGGAUUCGCUGAAGGUACUGACAGCUCCCAGAACCAGCCAGACACUCCCAGAAAGGGGCUGUGGCAGCCCUGGGCCCGCGGGUCCCCCCGUGCAGCCUGGGGCUGGGACUGCCCCUUCCCCGGACACCAGCUCCUGGAACGUGCCGGGCCCUCUACAGCCAACGCCUGCUCCGGAGCCCCCAGGAUCCACGUCGUCCCUCCUUCCUAAGGGAGUGGACCUGUCCCCGGUCCUGACCCAAAGCCUACCCGCUGUGAGGACCAGGGCUGAGCCUCCCAGGCCAUGCAUGGUGGGGACCGAGGCCCUGGCUGCACUGCUUUUGCUCCCAGCCCCGCCUGAGCCCCGGACUCGAGGGCAUGUGGACCCCUCGUCCUCUGUGGAGAUGGGGGCACUGACGCCUGCUCCCCAGGGCCAGGUGCCGUCCCUGUCCCCCUGCCUCGGCAAACAGCUGCCACCAGGGGGCCUGGGGGCCUCGAAUGGACCCUGGCCAAAAGGACUGGGUGGGGGGCACCCUUGAGCCGCGGCACUGUCUCCCGUCCUUGGCGCCACAGGGGAGCCUGCCCCCCAACCUGCAGCGUCUGGACACACGGGCAGCCUUUGGGGGCCACGCGUCCCAACUGCCUUGGGAUGGACUCAUGGGACUUAGAGCAGCGUGGGGACAGGGCGGCCAGAGGAGGAUGGGUGCCUCCAGGGGCCCCCUGAGCCCUGCCCACUGACCAGCGGAGGCCACCGCUUUCAGCCCCGCCCUCAGACCAAGGCUCCGCCCACUCCCUCGCCGCACGGCCCCUCCCGAGCUCCAGGCCCCGGUCAGCCUCUGCCAGCCACUGAGGCAUGUGGAAACCACCAGCCCACCCCCCACACCUGCCUGCCCCCAGGAGGCCAGCAGAGGAUAAGACCACCCCCCCCAGCCCCCAAACACACACAGAGCUCCUGAGUCAGACUCUGUCUGGAGCUGGGCUGCCCCAGGAGGGAGCGCCUGCCAGAGCGUCCCACACCCCCUUCUCCUCAGCCUCAAAGUUUUCGGGGCCAGGGGGCCCCACCCAGAGUGUCUCCCAAGAGGCUAGAGGGAACAACACCCUUACCAGAAGGCACGUGGGAAAGCCUGGCGUGCGAGCUGCUCCACCCCAGUUUGGGGGUGGCCUCCUCAAGGGCCUUCGGAGGCACUGGGCCCUGCCACCUCAGGGCUCCGAACCCAAAGGCAGAGGCCCAGCCUCCUGCAGCAGCAGCGAGGGCCAGAGCAGGGUCACCUGGAAGACCCUGACCUCAGCGGCUGCCCUGGAAGCUUCUGGUUCAGCUCCUGGCUCCCCAAAACAGCAAGGCGCCUCACCCCUUCUCGGGUGCAAGGCUCCAUGCUCACCGGAGCAGUCUGCCCACGCGAACCUGGCCCAGACCUCAACGGUGGCCCCCUAGGGAGGGGCCCCAGGGAGCAGGGCCAACUCCCCGUGGCCCAGGAAGUGAGGAAGUUGAGGGGUUGGCGACUUCUCCACGGUGGGGGCGGGGCGCACAGCUCACACCGCAGCGGGCUGCUUAGAGUUUAUUUUCCACUUGGUUCAAGGCACAGAGGUAUGGGGUGUCAGGAGAGCUCUCAUGCGGCCUGGAUAGUAAAGAGUGGAGUUCUCUCAAUCUCCUUUUUGGUGUUUUGCUGUUUGGAUAUUAAAAAAACCCAACUGCU
Messenger RNA from Hippopotamus amphibius kiboko, 1764 nucleotides. RefSeq lists its product as uncharacterized. Bases 1 to 609 code for a protein of 202 amino acids. Lineage: Eukaryota; Metazoa; Chordata; Mammalia; Artiodactyla; Hippopotamidae. The transcript has a single exon. The record is from RefSeq and is a predicted model, not a curated record.